AUGUUGCACUCGUCAUCUCUUCGGGAGGCAUGCACUCAUCCAGAUUCAUUGUUUGCGACCCAACAAGAUGAUCUCCUCCGCAUGAUCUACCAAGAUUUCACCACUGACUUGGACCGGCUCAAACGAGCCUACUCACUUCGCUCUGGUCAACCAAUCUACCCGACCACCACAUCUCCAUCCUAUAUCCUGUACGAAGCAGAUUAUGAUGAGGUGAACCGAACCCUAGUGGGGUUCCUCAGUCUGCGUUGGAUUCACCGCGGGGAAUAUGAGAAAUUUGUCGGCUCGCAGCCCCCAGAUGUUCGAUUAAGCCGGGAUUCAUUUGAAUGGAUACGAGAGUUCUACAGCGAGGUUAUUGUGGAUGCUGACGCGCUCUACGCUUUAAUUACCUCCAUCGUCAUCAACGAUCUGGGCAAGGAUCCACAACUUGCCUCUGACUAUCAACAAGUGACUGGUAUCGAUAUCGCAGAUUUGAAUCAUGAUGCGAUUCUUCUGAAAGCAUGCACAGUCGGGUUGGUUUUGUCACUGGAGAAUUUGACAUUACCAUACAAAGACGAUCUCCUGCGUGGCAUCGAGCUAGGCGCGACUUUCAAUUUUGGACAGCUGGCCCAGGCUGAAAACGUCCCAGCCUGUCUAUCGGGUCUAUUGUUAAUGAAUGACAUGCCACGCUGCUUCCAGCUUCGCUUCAUGGAGCAGCUUCUGGACAUUUCCGGAGCUGCAGGGCAUAUGGAUUCUACCUGCGCGAAGAAACUCAUCCAGCCUAUAUUCGAUUCCUAUCGGAAUGUCUACGAUGCAUGCCAGAGUGUUAUUGCUGGUAAUGCAAAUUUUCGACAGGGGUAUGAUUUGGUUCUUUCGAGAAGGGCACAUUAUCUUCAUGGAGAAGGUUUUCCGUUGCUGCGUGUUGAAGACUCGGAUGAUCGAGCAUUGAUACGACUAUUCUGCAUGGGAAAUGUCACGACUCUUGAUAAGGCGAGUCUGUUUAAAGAUACAUGGGAUUCGCUGGAGAUUACUGUCAGAGAUGCGUUGAUAUAUGCACUUAACAUUGAUGGUGUGAGUGGUGAGCCUGCGGUCCAACCGACUUAUAUGCCUGCUUUUCUUAGUCGGAUCGGUGACAAGGUAUCAUUGACUUGCUCGUUACGAUUCUUAUCACGUGUGAUGACUCGGGUAGGGUCUGUAGAUUCAUCGGUACUGGUCAUUGAACGGAGCGUCUUAUCAGUUAUGAAACAAUACGUUGAGAGCGGGGAAUUUGACAAGGAUCCCACUGUAAUAGAGAACAUCGAUGUGCCAGAAGGAGUUGUUGCAUUAACCACAUGA
Molecule: messenger RNA, 1311 nt
Organism: Penicillium odoratum
Lineage: Eukaryota; Fungi; Ascomycota; Eurotiomycetes; Eurotiales; Aspergillaceae
Exons: 1
Coding region: 1-1311 (436 amino acids)
Source: RefSeq, a predicted model, not a curated record